AUGGAUAUCUCGAAACCUGUGGGUUCCGAGAUUACCUCGAUGGAUUUCGGAGUGAUGACCGCGCAGGACAUCAGAAACGUGUCGGCCAUGCAGAUCACCAAUCCCACGGUUCUAGACAACCUGGGCCAUCCCAUCUCCGGUGGUCUUUACGACCUGGCUCUGGGCGCCUUCUUGCGAAACCUGUGUGCCACUUGCGGUCUUGACGAAAAAUUCUGUCCCGGCCACCAGGGCCACAUCGAGCUGCCGGUGCCUUGCUAUAACCCGCUGUUUUUCAGCCAAUUGUACAUCUAUCUUAGAAGUACGUGUUUGUACUGCCACUCGUUCAGAUUGAAGGCUGCAGAGGUGCAUCGCUUUGCUUGCAAGCUCAAACUUCUGCAAUACGGACUUAUCGACGAGUGCUAUCUGCUGGACGAACUUCGCGUCGGAACGCUUGAAAAUGCUGUGGAAGAAGCGGAGGAAGAUGACGAUGAGGAAAAACCUUCCAAGCAACUCGACGCCGCUAUGUUGAGAGAACUAAAAGUCAAACGCAGGGAAUUCGUGGACCUCUGUAUAGCCACUGCGCUCUCUGAGGGCCGUACUACUCACAAGGGCACUUUCACCGCCACGGUGAACGACGAGAGAAAAAAACUCAUUCACGACUUCCACAAGAGACUUCUCUCCAGACCCAAGUGCGACAACUGUGGUAUGUUUUCCCCAAAGUUCAGAAAAGACGGUUUCACAAAGAUUUUCGAAACCGCUUUGACUGAGAAACAACAAACGAACAACAAGGUCAAAGGUCUAAUUCGUGCCGAUGUCAUCAAGAAACAACAACAGCGGCGUAAGCUCGCUGAUGACCAAAAGAGUAGCACGGCUGGCGACGACAUCAUGGAUGUGAGUGAAGACUUUGGCUACGACAGAGAAUCCUCUUCAAGGCCCAAGACUGGAUCUACUUACAUUUUGUCCACUGAAGUCCGCAACAUUCUACAAAGUGUAUUCAAGAAAGAACAGGAGGUUCUGCAAUACGUGUUUCAUUCGAGACCAAAUCUUUCCAAGAGAUUGGUUAAAGCUGAUAUGUUUUUCUUGGAGGUGGUAAUUGUGCCUCCAACGCGUUUCCGGUUGCCUUCCAAGAUGGGCGAGGAAAUUCAUGAAAACACUCAGAAUCAGCUGCUAUCCAAGAUUUUGACCACCUCUCUACUGAUAAGAGACUUGAACGAAGAAAUGCUAAAGUUGCAAAAGGACAAAGUGUCGGUCGACGACAAAAGAGUCAUUUUCAACAGAUUGAUGAAUGCUUUUGUCACCAUUCAAAAUGACGUAAAUGCUUUCAUUGACUCGACCAAGGCUCAAGGUAAUACCGGUGGAAAGGUUCCUAUUCCAGGUGUCAAACAAGCUUUGGAAAAGAAGGAAGGUCUGUUCAGAAAACACAUGAUGGGUAAGCGUGUCAACUACGCUGCUAGAUCCGUUAUUUCGCCAGACCCCAACAUCGAGACCAAUGAAAUUGGUGUACCACCAGUGUUUGCCACUAAGCUCACUUAUCCCGAGCCCGUGACGGGUUACAACAUUGCUGAACUCAGACAGGCAGUUAUCAAUGGUCCCGACAAAUGGCCAGGUGCGACUCAAAUCCAGAACGAAGAUGGGUCUUUGGUUUCAUUGGUCGGAAUGACUUUGGAACAGCGUAAAGCUCUUGCCAACCAACUUUUGACUCCUUCCUCGCACAGUUCCACUCAUUCUUUGAAUAAAAAGGUUUAUCGUCACAUCAAGAAUAGAGACAUUGUCAUCAUGAACCGUCAGCCUACCCUGCACAAAGCUUCUAUGAUGGGUCACAAAGUUAGAGUUCUACCCGGUGAAAAGACUCUUCGUUUACAUUACGCUAACACCGGUGCGUACAAUGCUGAUUUUGACGGUGACGAGAUGAACAUGCACUUUCCUCAAAACGAAAAUGCCAGAGCCGAGGCUUUCAAUCUUGCUAACACCGACUCACAGUACUUGACCCCAACUUCUGGGUCUCCUGUCAGAGGUUUAAUCCAGGACCAUAUCUCAGCUGGUGUUUGGCUAACAAGCAAGGACAGUUUCUUCACCAGAGAAGAAUAUCAACAAUAUAUCUAUGGCUGUAUUCGUCCAGAAGACGGGCACGCCACCAGAAACAAGUUGAUUACCGUUCGCCCUGCUGUUUUGAAACCUGUGCCACUAUGGACUGGUAAACAAAUCAUAACAACUGUUCUCCUUAAUGUCACCCCUGCUGAUAUGCCAGGUAUCAACUUGAAAUCCAGCAACAAGAUUAAAAAUGACUACUGGGGUGAAGGCUCCUCCGAAAGUGAUGUGAUUUUCAAGAAUGGUGAGCUACUCUGUGGUAUCUUAGACAAAUCACAAUACGGUGCUUCCAAGUAUGGUGUUGUGCAUUCUUUGCAUGAGGUCUAUGGUCCAGACGUCUCAGCUAAGGUCUUAUCUGUUCUCGGUAGACUUUUCACCAACUACAUCACAGCAACUGCAUUUACCUGUGGUAUGGACGAUCUUCGUUUGACCGAUGAGGGCAAUAAAUGGAGAAGCGAUCUCCUCAAGACCUCUCACGAUGUUGGCAGAGCUGCUGCUGCGGAAGUUACCAAUCUGGAUAGCGACGUCAGUGUCAGUGACUCAGAGUUGUUGAAGCGUCUAGAGGAAAUUCUAAGAGACGAUAACAAAUUAGGUAUUCUUGAUGCUGUAACAUCUUCGAAAGUCAACGCAGUCACUUCUCAAGUUGUCUCCAAGUGUGUGCCAGGAGGUACCAUGAAGAAGUUCCCAUUGAACUCGAUGCAAGCCAUGGCUCUAUCCGGUGCUAAAGGUUCUAAUGUCAAUGUGUCCCAGAUUAUGUGUCUGCUUGGUCAGCAAGCUUUGGAAGGUAGAAGAGUACCAGUUAUGGUAUCAGGGAAAACCUUGCCAUCAUUCAAGCCAUUUGAAACUGAUGCCAUGGCAGGCGGCUACGUCAAGGGUCGUUUCUACUCAGGUAUCAGGCCUCAAGAGUACUACUUUCACUGCAUGGCUGGUCGUGAAGGUUUGAUUGACACAGCUGUGAAGACAUCAAGAUCUGGGUAUUUGCAACGUUGUUUAACAAAACAGCUGGAAGGUGUUCACGUCUCUUACGAUAACUCGGUCAGAGAUGCUGACGGAACACUCAUUCAGUUCUUGUACGGUGGUGACGCCGUGGACGUUACUCAAGAAUCGUACAUGACCCAGUUCAAAUUCUGCGCUGAUAAUUAUGAAGCUCUUCUCAAAAAGUACAAUCCCUCGGCUUUGAUCGAGCACUUAGAUGUGGAAAGCGCUUUGAAGUACUCUAAAAAGACUCUCAAGCACAGAAAGAAGAAUGCCAAGAUUCCUCAUUACUCUCAGAAAAUCAAAUACGACCCUGUUGUUUCCAAAUACAACCCAUCCAAAUACCUGGGUUCUGUUUCGGAAAAUUUCCAGGAUAAGUUGGAGAGUUUCAUUGAUUCCAACGACGUGCUUUUCAAAGGUAGUGACAGCGUGAGUGAGAAGAAAUUCCGUGCUCUCAUGCAGCUAAAAUACAUGCGCUCUUUGAUCAACCCAGGUGAAGCUGUUGGUAUUAUCGCCUCACAGUCUGUCGGUGAGCCUUCUACUCAAAUGACAUUGAACACAUUCCACUUUGCUGGUCAUGGUGCUGCUAAUGUGACAUUGGGUAUCCCCCGUAUGAGAGAAAUUAUCAUGACAGCUUCAGCUGCCAUUAAAACACCUCAAAUGACACUACCAAUAUUGGACGAUGUCACAGAUGCGCAAGCCGACACGUUCUGUAAGUCAGUCACCAAGGUCAUGUUAUCCGAACUCGUUGAUAAAGUUGAGGUCACCGAAUCCACUGGUAGCUCGGAAGACUCUACAGGAUCGCGCUCUUAUUACAUCAAUAUGAAGUUUUACGGAAGCAACGAAUACGACGAAGAGUACGACGUCUCGAAAGAAGAACUUCAGAACGUUGUAGCCGGUAGAUUCCUGAAGACUUUGGAAGCUGCCAUUGUCAAGGAAAUCAAGAAACAAAAGAAGACAGCCCCAUCCGAAAUUGGCGUUGCCCUUCCUCGCUCCCAAACUGCCAUUGCAUCUGAGGAAGGUGGUAAAAUCUCGGACGAGGACAACGAUGAGCAGGAGUCGCGUCAAAAGUCGAAACAAGCCGUUUCCUACGAUGAGCCCGACGAUGAAGAAAUCGAAACAAUGAGAGAAGCAGAAAAAUCUUCGGACGAAGAACUAGAAUCAGAAAUGGAUUCUGAUACCUCGAUAUCUGAUGCCGAGGGCGACGAUGACAUCAAACCUGUAGUUGAAAAGGUCAAGAACGGUAUGACUAAGUCUCAACGGGAUAGACAGUCAGCCAUCAUAUCAUCCCAUAGAUUUGUUACCAAGUACAACUUCGAUGACGAGGACGGAGAGUGGUGCAAAUUCAAUAUCGACUUGGCCGCUGACACCGAGAAAUUGCUGAUGGUCAACAUCGUGGAGGACAUUUGUCGUAAGUCUGUCAUAAGGGAAGUCAAGAACAUCGACCGUUGUGUUCAUCCCGAACCCGAAAAUGGUAAGCGUGUGUUAGUUACCGAAGGUGUCAACUUCCAAGAGAUGUGGGAUAUGGACGAUUUCAUCGACGUGAACGGAAUUACCUCGAAUGACGUGGCAGCCGUUCUGAAAACCUAUGGUGUAGAAGCCGCAAGAAACACCAUUGUCAACGAAAUUAACAACGUUUUCUCUCGUUAUGCAAUUUCUGUUUCUUUCCGUCAUUUGGAUUUAAUCGCUGACAUGAUGACCAGACAAGGCACAUACUUAGCCUUCAACAGACAGGGUAUGGAAACAUCUACAUCUUCCUUGAUGAAGAUGUCUUACGAGACCACUUGUCAAUUCCUCACAAAAGCUGUUUUGGACAGCGAAACUGAGCAACUCGAGAGUCCUUCGGCUAGAAUUGUUCUCGGUAAAUUGAAUAAUGGCGGGACAGGAUCCUUCGACGUUUUGACGAAGGUUCCCGCAUCGCAUUAA
Molecule: messenger RNA, 4968 nt
Organism: Lachancea meyersii CBS 8951
Lineage: Eukaryota; Fungi; Ascomycota; Saccharomycetes; Saccharomycetales; Saccharomycetaceae
Source: the annotation of a GenBank genome assembly